Daktulosphaira vitifoliae (grape phylloxera) is the source of this 429-nucleotide messenger RNA. RefSeq lists its product as uncharacterized. NCBI's taxonomy places the organism in Eukaryota, Metazoa, Arthropoda, Insecta, Hemiptera, Phylloxeridae. The transcript is spliced from 3 exons. The record is from RefSeq and is a predicted model, not a curated record. Bases 1 to 405 code for a protein of 134 amino acids.
AUGUGUUUCGACUAUUUUAUAUUAACUGAAACCUGGCUAAAUAAUAAUAUUAAUGAUUGUGAAUUGGGCUUUGAUAACUACUCUGUUUAUAGAUCUGAUAGGAACUAUGCAAUCAGUAACUGUAAUAGAGGCGGCGGUGUUGCAAUAUGCGUUAGUAAUAAGUUUUUGUCUAAAAUUAUUGAUAUACCUAACAACACUAUUGAUCAAUUGUUCAUUGCCGUUACUAUUGUUGAGAAUGGUGGCCAAGUCGAUGUUAUCUAUACGGAUCUUAAAAAAGCUUUUGAUACUGUGGAUAUUACAAUAUUAUUAUGUAAACUUAAAUUACUGGGUAUACAUGGUCCAUUAUUAAGUUGGUUUGAGUCAUAUUUAUCCAAUAGACGACAACAGAUAUCAAAAAACUCUUAAAAUGAAAAUUAUUACAUUAUUUAC